Molecule: messenger RNA, 1542 nt
Organism: Salvia miltiorrhiza (redroot sage)
Lineage: Eukaryota; Viridiplantae; Streptophyta; Magnoliopsida; Lamiales; Lamiaceae
Product: ribulose bisphosphate carboxylase/oxygenase activase 2, chloroplastic-like
Exons: 5
Coding region: 69-1361 (430 amino acids)
Cellular component (GO): chloroplast stroma; thylakoid
Molecular function (GO): ATP binding; ribulose-1,5-bisphosphate carboxylase/oxygenase activator activity; ATP hydrolysis activity
Source: RefSeq, a predicted model, not a curated record
CCAAACUCACAGCCUUAAAAUCUCAGAAAGAACAGUCGACAACAAUACUAAGAAAAAAAUAAAUAAAUAUGGCCGCCUCUGCUUCCACAACAACUUUCGGAGCUGUUAACAGGCCAUUGCAGUUAAAAACGAGUGGUUCGAGCGCGGCGGCGAUCACGAGGUUUCUGGGCAAGAAGGUGAGAUCAAGAGCGAGAGAGUGGAAGAUUUGUUGCGAGAGAUUUAAGGUAAUUGUGGCGGAGGUUGAUGAGAAGAAACAGAGCGAUAGUGACAGAUGGAGGGGGCUGGCGACGGACGUCUCCGACGAUCAACAGGACAUCGCGAGAGGGAAAGGGAUGGUCGAUGCGCUCUUCCAAGCCCCGGUGGGCGCCGGCACCCACAACCCCGUCUUGAGCUCGUAUGAGUACCUCAGUGCUGGCCUCCGACAGUACGAAUUUGAUAAUAAUAUGAAUGGAUGCUACAUUGCUCCUGCAUUCAUGGACAAGCUACUAGUUCACAUUGCUAAAAACUUCAUGAAUCUGCCAAACAUCAAGGUGCCACUAAUUUUGGGCAUAUGGGGAGGAAAGGGACAGGGAAAAUCCUUCCAGUGCGAGCUGGUUUUCUCGAAAAUCGGAAUCAAUCCCAUUAUGAUGAGUGCCGGAGAACUGGAAAGCGGAAAUGCAGGAGAGCCGGCAAAGCUGAUCAGACAGAGAUACCGCGAGGCGGCGGACAUGAUCGCAAAGGGAAAAAUGUGCGUUCUGUUCAUCAACGACCUCGAUGCCGGCGCCGGAAGAUUUGGAGGGAGCACACAGUACACAGUGAAUAAUCAGAUGGUGAACGCCACGCUCAUGAAUAUCGCCGACAGCCCCACCAACGUUCAGCUCCCGGGGAUCUACAACAAGCAGGAGAAUCCUCGAGUGCCCGUCAUCGUCACUGGAAAUGACUUCUCGACGUUGUACGCUCCCCUCAUUCGCGACGGCCGGAUGGACAAGUUCUACUGGGCCCCCACCAGGGAAGACCGGAUUGGCAUCUGCUCCGGAAUCUUCUGGACAGAUAAUGUUGCCAUGCGCGACGUCGUUGAGCUCGUCGACGCUUUCCCCGGGCAAUCUAUUGACUUCUUUGGGGCAAUGAGGGCGAGAGUAUACGAUGACCUAGUGCGGGAAUGGAUUGCGAGCGUAGGAGUGGAGAAGAUGGGGAGCAAGCUCGUGAACUCGAGGGAGAAACCACCCGAAUUCGAGCAACCGAAAAUGAGCCUUGCGAAGCUGAUUGAGUACGGCAACAUGCUUGUUCGAGAGCAACAAAAUGUGAAGAGAGUUCAGUUGUCUGAAAAGUAUUUGAAGGAGGCGGCACUCGGCGAUGCCAACGAAGACGCUAUCAAGAAUUAGUAACAUUAUUUGUUCCAUUUUAUCUCCAAAAAAAAACAUUAUUUGCCGCAAUUGUGUUUAUAAAUAAAGAUGAUACAUAGAUUGUUCAUCUUUACUAGCUACAAGGUAAUGAUCAAUAAUUGUAAACACAUUGAAUCAUGGUCUUCUAUAUAUAAUAUUUUUCAGAAUUUUUAAUUUUCAA